UUGUCCAGCGGACAAAAUCGUGAAUCUAAACCAUUCCCAGAUCCCGUUGAACACACACAAAAAAUUUCAUCAAAAUCGCUGGACACAUGGUUCGGGAGGCCGAAGAAGGCUGGUGGUGGAAUCGAUCGUGGAUACGAUACUGUUCCAAGAACUGAACUCAGACCUGAUGAUGAAGAACCUGCGACCGAAUACACAGCGAAGAUUGAUGCUCUGGACGACGACCAGCUGGAGAGACGGUUCGAAGAAAUGCUGACUGACAUGAACAUAGGAGAGAAAAAGAAGGAGCCGCUGAGAAAAUACUCCAGAGAUCAAAAGAAGAAGAUGUUGGUCGCUUACAAGUUUGUUAACGCACAGGAGGGUAGAUCGAAAUUCGAGAAGCCAGCUGAUUAUGUAUCCUAUUUGAACCAGCCAGAGCUAUCAGUGGGUAAAUUGCACAGUUGUCUGGAGAAUUUGAGGAUAUCCCUAACGAAUAACCCAUUGUCGUGGAUAGAAGAAUUCGGGACAAAGGGUAUAGAGAGUUUACUGACUACACUCAAUGUAUGCUAUACUAACGAUUCCCGUUACGAUCGUGUUCAGUACGAGUGUAUCCGAUGUCUCUCCGCUAUUCUAAACAACACGGUCGGAAUAAGGGCGGUGUUCGACUGCAGAGAGGCUCUGCCAGUAUUAGCCAGGAGUCUGGAUGCUAGGAAACCUCACUGCGCUCUGGAGGCUGCUAAGGUGUUAGCAGCAAUAUGUCUGAUACCUAAUGGCCAUGAGAAAGUUCUUGAAGCUAUCACUAUGGCUGGUGAGUCAAGCCGAAGACCUAGAUUGCUGCCAAUCAUUGAAGGCCUGUCUCCGAAGGCACCUGAGAGUCUCAAGAAUGGCUGCAUGCAACUCAUGAACGCCAUCAUAACUGAACCAGAAGAGCUUGAGUUCAGGAUGCACUUGAGAAGCGAGUUCAUGAGAACUGGUCUUUAUGACCUAAUGGAUUCCCUCCAAGCGGGCGCGGAGGACGGCGGGCGUCUAAUACAGAUGAAUGUAUUCGACACACACGCCGCAGCCGAUCAGGAGGAAUUCCUCGCCAAGUUUGAUGAUGUGAGGGUAGAUUUCCACGAUGUCAAUGAAUGCUUUGAAUUGGUGAAGAAUCUUGUUGUGGAAACGCCCGCUGAGCCUUACCUUCUGUCCAUUCUGCAACAUCUACUUUUCAUCAGGGACGAUGAGCUCAUAAGGCCGGCAUACUACAAGCUCAUAGAGGAAUGUGUGACGCAGAUAGUGUUACACAAGAACGGAUACGACCCCGACUUCCGGUUGACGCAGAGGUUCAACAUUGACGUGCAGCCGUUGAUAGAGGGACUCAUAGAGAAAUCAAGAGCAGAAGAAGAGAGAAAAGUCGAAGAAUUGAAGAGUAAAUUAGAAGCUGCCAUAGCAGCGAGGCAGGAGGCAGAGGCUAGGGUCGCGCACUUGGAGCAGAGACUGAAAACAGCGCCUAGCGGACCCGGGGGAGUGACGCAGGGGAAUAUAGCCGCUAUAGCUAAGGUGAUAGGUAGUCCAGGUGGACCUCCCCCCCCUCCUCCGCCGCCGAUGCCAGGUCAGCGGGGGUGCCCCUCCUCCACCCCCCAUGCCGGGUGCUGCGGCCCCUCCCCCUCCUCCCAUGCCCGGAGGACCGCCGCCCCCUCCCAUGCCGGGGGGACCCAGGCCUCCGCCGCCUCCCGGGAUGCCAUCCGCUCCAAGAAUGCCUCAACCGGAUAUACUUCCUCAUGGUCUGAAGCCUAA
Messenger RNA from Danaus chrysippus (African queen), 1752 nucleotides. The record is from the annotation of a GenBank genome assembly. NCBI's taxonomy places the organism in Eukaryota, Metazoa, Arthropoda, Insecta, Lepidoptera, Nymphalidae.